Messenger RNA from Antechinus flavipes (yellow-footed antechinus), 1414 nucleotides. RefSeq names its product Sad1 and UNC84 domain containing 5 (gene SUN5). NCBI's taxonomy places the organism in Eukaryota, Metazoa, Chordata, Mammalia, Dasyuromorphia, Dasyuridae. Gene Ontology annotation, molecular function: protein-membrane adaptor activity. The transcript is spliced from 13 exons. The coding region runs from base 127 to 1359 and encodes 410 amino acids. Gene Ontology annotation, biological process: nuclear envelope organization. The record is from RefSeq and is a predicted model, not a curated record. Gene Ontology annotation, cellular component: meiotic nuclear membrane microtubule tethering complex; nuclear envelope.
CAGGACAUCUUUAUGGUGUCCCAAAGCAGGAGUUUGCCCAAUAUCUAGUACCUUUCUUCCCAAUAUAGUGUAGCGAUACCCCAUUCUUUGAACGAAGCCCUCCAGUGGAAUCUGAGGAAGAAAAAUAUGCGUCGGAAUCAAAGGGGACAUUCAAUUGACUGUUCCAACAGAACAGAGAUUGAGAGUGACAGGGAUCCAACCCCAACUCCAUUGACCAGAUCCAGAAGGCCAUCAUCUCGAAACCAAACUCUCACAGUAUCUGACGAAGGAAGUAUGAAUGAGAGUCCUGAAGACUCCUACUUGGUCACCCGAACCAGUGAGCAGAGCACCAGUGAAGAAGAUUCACCCCAAAUAGUCACGGCUAUCAUCCCUUCCUCUUGCAGAAACUUGCUAAGCAGUCUGAUUCAGAUCAUCUGUUUUAUCUCCAACCUGAGAAAAACUGUCCAUAAACUUCACCUCUUCCCCAAGUACAUUGGGAGGACCCAGACAGGGGAAGCAACACUCAAGAAUUUGCUUCAUAAAUUGGUGGAGAAGCUGUCCAUUGUGUUCUUCUGUGUGUUUGCCUUCUGGUGUAUCAUUAUGUACUUGCCAACCAAACUGGAUACAGGGAGAAUAAACAUGAGGACUUCAGGUGAGAUCAAAACCUCCAUUUCAUCACUCACAGAACUAAGGCUUUAUCAGGAGAAGGUGAGAAAACAUGCAGAAGAAAUCCAAGCCCUCCACAAUCUCAUGAAACAAAUUUCAGCCAAAAUCCAAGAAGUGAAAGUCAUGUCUAAUGAGGACCUAGUGGCACAGAACAUAAUGAAAAAAAUACAAGGAGACUACAUUGAAAAGCCUGAUUUUGCCUUGAAAUCGAUUGGAGGGACCAUUGAUUUUGAACAUACAUCUGCCACCUACAGUUGUGACAAAGCCAGAUCUUACUGGAGCUGGCUCCGACUAUGGAACUAUGCACAUCCACCUGAUGUCAUCCUGGAGCCCAACGUGACCCCUGGCAACUGCUGGGCAUUCAGGGGAGACCGUGGGCAAGUUGUCAUCCGCCUGGCCAGGAAGAUCUUCCUCACCAAUAUUACUAUUCAGCACAUCCCCAAAACGAUUUCCCUGUCAGGCAACUUGGAUACGGCCCCCAAGGACUUUGUCGUCUAUGGCAUCAGUGAUCAAAGCAGAGAAGAGACAUUCCUGGGGGCUUUUAUGUUUCAGCCUGAAAAUGCCAUUCAGAUGUUUCCACUCCAGAAUACACUCUCCAGACCCUUCAACUGCAUCAAACUAAAGAUACUGACCAACUGGGGAAACCCCCACUUCACCUGCAUAUACCGAGUUCGAGCUCACGGAACAGUGACUCCUUCAGCAUCUGACUACUAAGCAAGAGGCUCGUCCUUACCUUCCCAGAGAAAUUAAAGUUUCUUUUUCCACUGUA